AUUAAAUUAACGUCCAUCUCAAGCCAGCCUCGGGGUGUCUCCGAGUCAGACAUCUUUGCCAUCAUGGAUUCCAAAGGCACAUCUCACGAUACAAACCCUCGAUUGACGGCCACUGAGGUCGAUCAGUCGGGCAAGGACGAUAGUGGUGGCCAGAAACAACUCGAGGGCCUCUCCGGUGGUCUUGAGCUUACAACGCUGGAGCCACAAGCUGUGUGUGAUAGCUGCAACAAGGGGAUCUCUGGAACUCGACACAAGUGCCAGGAUUGUCCGGACUUUGACUACUGUUCGGCGUGUUUUCCCGAAGCUUCCUUAAUACAUCCUGGGCACACCUUCGCCCCCAUCAUCAAGGGGGCAGGACCAGACGAGGCCUCCGAAACCGAAACCGAAAGCAAGGAGGAAGAUGGCAAAGAUGACAGCUCUAUUUCAAACUUCGCACCAGCCCAGGAUUCUGCAUCAAUUGCCAUGUCAAAGCUCGAAGCAUGCUCAUUUUGCGCUCCUAUCACGAAGCUAUUGGGAGCUAUACACCUUGUCUUCCGAGAUCCUCAAUUUCCGCGAGACAAGAAGAUAUCCCUGCGGUGGCCUGUCCGCAUCUCCAGGUUCAUUGAAGCGACGCAGAAGGGCUGCACCUUCUGCUGCUAUUGCUUGAAUAAAUUCUUCGGGCCGAGCAAUCUUCAGGUCUUUGCAUAUCAGCCUGACAAACCCUGGUACGCCGAACCGAGCAAACAUGGUGAGAAACGAGCAGAACUCAUCAAGCACUGCAUGAAGACGCUUACUCGGCUGAAGAACGACAAUUUCGAGUUCCACGUCAAUCCAAUCAGGUCCAUGAAUGGGGCGAUGCCCGACUUUGACCGACUCGACAUUGGUCUGGAUAAGGCAACGUCUGAAAUCCAAGACAUGGAAAAUCUGAAGGGUGUGUUCAACUCGGCAGGAACUAUUCACGCUAUGGUGGAUGUAUUUGCUGCCAAAGGUGACCCGGCCGCUACACUUAUAAGCAGUCGACCGCCCAAUGCUUCCCCUGGAUCACCCGAAGCAAUGUUGCAGAUCAAAGACUGGGUGAAAGAAUGCGAUGAGAAACAUGGAGACGUGUGCAAGCCCCCAGGACCGUCUAGCUUGCCGUCGCGCCUGAUCGAUGUCUCAGGGGGCGACCAUCUUCGUCUUCACAGGACUUCGGAUGGCGAGACGGGACCGUAUAUCUCGCUGAGUUACUGCUGGGGCGGCCCGCAGGAGUUCAGCACGGUCUCGUCAACCUUGUCGGAUAGGCUUUCCGGCUUCUCCAUCGAAGAUCUCCCCCAGACACUGCAAGAUGCCGUCCGAGUUACGCAGAACCUCGGUGUCCAGUAUCUUUGGAUUGACUCGAUGUGUAUUAUCCAGGACGACGAGGAGGACAAGGCCCACCAGGUGUCCCACAUGGCCGAUAUCUACAGGAACUCGUACCUGACAAUCGGUGCCACUAGUGCCUCCAAGGCAGCCGAUGGGUUUUUGACAAGCCAUGCUGACCCGGAGACGGGCCUGUGGAAGGGUCUCGUCCCGAUUGAUUUGCCAUUGCCGAAUAAGAAAGCCCAAACAGUCGAUGAUGCCUUGAGUAUGCCCAUACCGGCGAUAGGGACAAUCUGGCUCAUGGAUGAGGAUAGGGCAUUUGUCGACAGAUUCCCGGAUCCCACAUCUCGGCGGGGAUGGUGCCUUCAGGAGAAGAUUCUGUCCCCCAGGAUGAUCUCGUAUGGGCGAUGGCCAACAUGGAGAUGUAACAAGGGAACCUGGAGUGACGGCGGAUUCUAUCCUCACGACGGCAAAGCGACUUCGGACGAGCGACAGCUUAUUAGAAAUAUUCACAAUAUGCUCAGUAAUGGAGCAGACUUCUUCACGACAAGCCAACUGCAGAAGUCCUGGUAUAACCUCCUCAACGACUACACGAAGCGGGAGCUGGGCCUAGACAACGACCGACUGCCUGCUAUUGGCGGUAUUGCCGCCGAGAUAAGCAGGCUUCUCGGCGUGAGAUACGCGGCGGGCUUAUGGGAGAACAACCUGCUUCACGACAUGAUGUGGUACGCAGACACUCGCGAGUGGCUGACCCGGCCAGAGACAUGGCGAGCUCCGUCCUGGUCGUGGGCAUCUGUCAACUGCCCUAUUUCAUACGGUAACAUCACCGACGAUGCGUGUCCACUAGCUAGGGUGCUUGGCUGCAACGUUGUUCCGGCACCGGAGAAUUCAGCGUUUGGGAUGGUGACAGGUGGAACCCUCGAGAUAGAGGGUCCUUUCGCUGAACUGGACCGGAAUGACGUCCUCAGCAUCUUCAGCUUCCAGGACCUGGCCCCGCCUCCACCGAAGAGCAAUGACGUCUCGGAGUGGUACAGCCAGAUGCUCGACCAUAUCUUAAACCAGCCGAAAGACAAGAUAUCGAAGGAGGAGGUCGAGGCCGCGCGUCCAGACAGGGUAUAUGGGCUCAUCACGUUUAGUCGGGAUUGGAUGCAAUGACACGAGUCAAGGACAGAGAACCGCUGCUACUUCGGUGUUUUAUUGCGCGAGGUUGAAGGUCACCAGUAUGAAAGAAUUGGGGCAUUUUUCAAUGAAAGCAGCGGCUGGUUGGAUCAGGAAGCUAGACGAUGGCCCAGGAAAAGAAUCAUCAUGGUCUGAUCCUGCGGCACUAAUUAAUUAAUAAGAUGCUACCUACACGGUUGGCUCGACGAAGAGUAAAUUCACGGCAAUCAUAUUAUACUAA
Phialemonium atrogriseum is the source of this 2716-nucleotide messenger RNA. Its product is annotated as heterokaryon incompatibility protein 6. Gene Ontology annotation, molecular function: zinc ion binding. The coding region runs from base 64 to 2472 and encodes 802 amino acids. Lineage: Eukaryota; Fungi; Ascomycota; Sordariomycetes; Cephalothecales; Cephalothecaceae. The record is from RefSeq and is a predicted model, not a curated record. The transcript has 2 exons.